Messenger RNA from Rosa rugosa (rugosa rose), 1104 nucleotides. RefSeq names its product NDR1/HIN1-like protein 10. The coding region runs from base 119 to 802 and encodes 227 amino acids. Gene Ontology annotation, biological process: defense response to other organism. The record is from RefSeq and is a predicted model, not a curated record. Lineage: Eukaryota; Viridiplantae; Streptophyta; Magnoliopsida; Rosales; Rosaceae. The transcript has a single exon.
CACACACACACCCCUCACUUCACCUCAGCUUCUUCACAUUCCACUCUUCUUUUACCCUAUUCAUAUUUCAUUCAGUAGCUUUCCGUAAGUCUUUUCUCUUUUCUCAGUUUCAGCUUCGAUGUCGGAGAAACAAGGCUUGAAUGGAGCCUACUACGGCCCAUCCCUCCCUCCCAAGAGGGAGUCCUACCAAAGCGUCGGCCACGGCGGAGGUCCCCUCGGCUGCUGCUGCAGCUGUAUCUUCGGCCUUGUCUUCAAGCUCAUCUUCACCGCCAUCGUCUUCAUGGGCCUCGCCAUCUUUGUCUUCUGGAUCAUAGUCAAACCUCACCGUAUCAAGUUCCACGUCACUGACGCCAACCUCACCCAGUUCAACUUCUCCUCAGACAGCAACCUCCACUACAACCUCGCCCUCAACCUCACCAUCCGAAACCCUAACAAGAAGUUCGGCAUCUACUACGACCGCAUCGAAGCCAGAGCUAACUAUGAGGGCCAGAGGUUCAGCACGAUCACUCUCACCCCGUUUUACCAAGGACACAAAACCACCAACGCUUUGAACCCCGUGUUUAAUGGACAGCAGUUGCUUGUUGGGUCCAAUUUGCAGUCGGAGUAUCAAAAGCAGACAAGUGCUGGGGUUUACGAAAUUGAGAUGAAGCUUUACAUGGGGAUUCGGUUCAAGUUCGGUCGAAUCAAGACCGGAAAGUUCAAGCCCAGAGUUGAAUGUGACUUGAAGGUUCCUUUCAGUACGAAUGAGAAUUUUGCAACUACCUUUGAGACCAAGAGUUGCGAAGUUGAUUAUUUGAAUUAGAGUCCUUCUAGCUGGUCCUUCUUAUUGAUACAGUCUCUUCUUAUCUUUUCGCUUUGCUUUGUUCUUGUUAUACCAGUCAGUAUUCUUUUGUUUCUUUUUUUGGCGUUAUUAUUGUUGGCGUGAGUCACUCUUCAUAAUUGUAGGAAGAAUUGUAAUAUAAUUAAGAUUGUAUAGUUAAGGAGAAUAUUAUAUAGUUAAAAGGAAGAAUAUCACGGUGUAAUUAGUUUUUUAUUAGGAUUGUGUAUACUUAAUUUGUAUGUACUUCGUCUUUGGAGAAGAUCAAUACAUCAGAAAUUCUCAAA